AUGGAGAAAACAGCAAGAAAAAAAAAACAGAGAAAGAAGAAAGAUUUCAUUGUUCUUCUGCGAGAAAACUUCCAAGCAUCAAUGGCGUUGAGUAGUCUCUGGACUCUUCUGCUCAUAUGUCUUACCGCACUUGUCCCCGAUCCUGUUUCAGUCGCAGCACGUCGGUUGUCGGAGAUUCCCGAGCCGGAAGUUCCCAAGUUUCCGGAGAUUCCCAAACCGGAACUUCCCAAGGUACCGGAAUUUCCUAAACCGGAAGUGCCGAAGUUGCCGGAGAUUCAGAAACCGGAAGUUCCAAAAUUGCCGGAGAUUCCAAAACCAGAACUUCCCAAACCGGAACUGCCGAAGUUGCCGGAAAUUCAGAAACCAGAACUUCCCAAGGUACCGGAACUUCCCAAACCGGAAGUUCCGAAAUUGCCGGAGAUUCAGAAACCAGAACUUCCCAAGGUUCCGAAACACGAAGUUCCGAACUUGCCGCAGAUUCAGAAACCAGAACUGCCGAAGGUGCCGGAACUUAUCAAACCGGAAGUUCCAAAAUUGCCGGAGAUUCAGAAACCAGAACUUCCAAAGGUACCGGACCUUCCGAAACACGAAGUUCCGAAGUUGCCGGAGAUUCAGAAACCAGAACUACCCAAGAUGCCGGAACUUCCCAAGUUCGAUGCUCCCAACUUGCCGGAAAUCCCGCAACAUGAGAUCCCGAAAGUACCGGAGAUUCCCAAGUUGCCGGAACUUCCAAAACCGGAAGUACCCAAAUUGCCGGAGAUUUCGAAGAUUCCUGAGAUCCCAAAGCCCGAGAAUCUUCCGAAGGAAGGCCCAAGUCCUUAAAAGCCCAGCAUUAGAAGCCUAAGUUACCAUAUUACCCUUAUAGUUUCUGUUUAUCUACGGAUAUUACCCUAGUAUGUUCCCUGUUGUAUUGUAUUUCUUGGGUCUUCUUCCAUUUGUAAACUUGUAUUUUGUUUGUAUCUUUAAAUUAAAAUACAAUAUAUUUUGUGUGUUGUAUAA
Messenger RNA from Tarenaya hassleriana, 999 nucleotides. Its product is annotated as periaxin. Bases 1 to 822 code for a protein of 273 amino acids. Lineage: Eukaryota; Viridiplantae; Streptophyta; Magnoliopsida; Brassicales; Cleomaceae. The record is from RefSeq and is a predicted model, not a curated record. The transcript has 2 exons.